GAAACGUGGGGGUUAUGUUAGGUAACAAACUGGGGGAAAAGUCAUUUUCCGGAUCCCAAGACGUGACACGUGAUCAAACCCGCUGCUGUGAUUGGCUCAGAGGGCGGAUAUUAAUAUCUGGGACAAAGGUUGUUGUGUCAAGUCUGUUUAUGCGGCUGUGAAGUACAGUUAUAACAAUGCUGUUCAACAAGGUUCUCAAAGCUGGUGUGCGGUCUGGAAUCCGGCUGCAGAGCUCCAGUGCUGCCGCAGCAAACUUUGCUGCAUCUCACAGCAGCCAAACAUCCCAAGGUUUCUCAUUUGAGCUGACAGAGCAGCAAAAAGAGUUCCAGCAGCUGGCCAGGAAGUUUGCGCGUGAAGAGGUCCUUCCUGCUGCACCUGCUUACGACAGGAGUGGUGAGUAUCCAGUCCCCAUCAUUACGAAAGCAUGGGAGCUUGGUCUGAUGAACGGUCACAUUCCCCAAGAGUAUGGUGGAAUGGGCCUGUCAUCCUUUGACAACUGCCUCAUCACAGAAGAACUGGCUUAUGCCUGCACAGGAGUACAGACUGCCAUCGAAGCAAACUCUCUGGGGGCAAUGCCCAUUAUUUUAGCCGGCAAUGAAGCACAGAAGGCAAAAUACUUGGGAAGGCUGGUCGAAGAGCCGCUCAUGUGUGCGUACUGUGUCACAGAGCCCGGUGCAGGCUCUGAUGUGGCCGGCCUCAAGACCAAAGCUGUGAAGGUGGGCGAUGAAUAUGUUGUUAAUGGCCAGAAGAUGUGGAUCACCAAUGGUGGGAAGGCUAACUGGUACUUCCUCCUGGCCCGCACUAACUUAGAUCCUAAAUGUCCAACCGGCAAAGCCUUCACUGGCUUCAUUUUGGAUGCUGACACUCCAGGAAUAACAGUCGGCAGGAAGGAGCUGAACAUGGGUCAGAGGUGCUCUGAUACCAGAGGCAUCACCUUUGAGGAUGUGAGGAUACCAAAGGAAAAUGUCCUGAUCACAGAGGGAGCCGGCUUCAAAAUUGCAAUGGGAGCCUUUGACAGCACCAGACCACCAGUGGCAGCAGGAGCUACAGGUCUGGCACAGAGAGCACUUGAUGAAGCUACCUACUACGCUCUGGAGAGGAAGACCUUUGGAAAAGUCAUUGCAGAGCAUCAGGCCGUGUCCUUCCUCCUGGCCGAGAUGGCGAUGAAGGUGGAGCUGGCCAGGAUGGCGUACCAGAGGUCCGCCUGGGAAGUGGACCAGGGCCGCAGGAACACCUAUUACGCCUCCAUUGCAAAGGCCUUUGCUGGAGACAUCGCCAACCAGGUCGCCUCCGAUGCCGUUCAGGUGUUUGGAGGAAACGGUUUCAACAGCGAUUACCCAGUAGAGAAACUGAUGAGAGAUGCCAAGAUCUACCAGAUCUACGAGGGCACCGCUCAGAUCCAAAGACUCAUCAUCGCCCGAGAACAUCUGGGAAGAGCCAAGAAAUGAACUCUGCACACCUGACCUGUCCUCAUUCAAAUGUACUUUGUUGUAGCGUUUUUUUACACAUGCGUGUACCUGGGCAUAGAGCUGGUUACUUAAAGGACCAGUUUGUAGGAUUUAGGGGGAUCUUGUGACAAAAGUGGAGAUAUAAUACACAUCAAUGUGUUGCUCUGAGAGUAUAAUCACUUAAAUUACAACAGUUGUAUUUUUGUAUUUUACGAUGAGCUCUCAACGUCUACAAAGUGAGCAUGUUCCUACCGGCACUUUGUCUUCUGCGUAAUCGGAAAGGAAGUGGGUGAGGAGUGUAUAUUAAUCUGUAACCUCAUCAUAUAUACCACUAAAUCCUACACACUGGUCCUUUAAAACUCAGUAUAUUGUUGUAAAAAGCUGCUUGCCUUAACAUCACUUCAUCCUGCCUCGUGUUUUAAAAAGGACUUUGAAUUGGUAGACAGCAGUCCACCUUUCUGGAUCACCAGAUUUAUACGAAGGUUUUCCAAAUAAGCUGAAAACGGUGGCCUUAUUGUGUGACCUCAUGAGAGUUGACUGUAACUCCUUCUCUGCCACACUUUCUCCUGAUUGUGUGAUAGCUGCUUGGAUGGGGUGUUAAAUAUGUCACUGCAGGAUAUUCUGUGCUUAUUUAUUAUCAGCCUGAUACCCUAAUCGCCAGUUGUCCAUGUGAAAUAAAACUGUAUCUGGUGUUGAAGCUGUUAAUGAUAGGGGAAAGUUGGCUUUGACGAAUGUGAGAGUUUAAGUUGACGAGGGAAGCUCAGACAUGAGUUUGAUUGCAGUAAAAUCAACAGAUUGCAAGGGUGUUUUCUUCACUUAUUGUUCAUACAGAGUCAUAUUCUGCCUCUGAAAUAGAAUCAAUCACAUGUUAUUUGACUGUUAUUUGACUGUCCUUGUUAACUCUUAGCUUGUAAAAAAAACUUAACUUUGAAUAUAAUGACAACUUUGUGAAUGCAGUGCUAAUUUUCAUACUUAAGAACAAUUAAUGUGGAUCUUUGUUGUCACAUUUCUCUCUGUAAUGUGAAAACUAGGGAAGUGUGUCAAUGACUAGUUUAAUAGCUGAGAAGUUGCAUGUUGUCUGAAUAUUGUUUUCUGCCUGAUUUAGAGAUUUGGUUCUGAACUGUUGCUGUCAGCUUUGCAGAAGAAACCUGACACAGAGAGGCAUCAGCUUUACACUUAACACGGGGACUGUCAGCAGAACAUUUGGAUGUAACAUUUAGAAGUUUGAGCUGACAGACCUAUGUUUAACAACACACCUUAAAUAAAGGUGAUUCAUAUGGCACAUUUAAGUAUGUACAUCAUCCAUCUCAAAUAAAUAAAUAAAUCACCUCAUUCAAGCUAGAA
Messenger RNA from Notolabrus celidotus (New Zealand spotty), 2792 nucleotides. It is a transcript of the gene acadm, whose product is annotated as acyl-CoA dehydrogenase medium chain. Lineage: Eukaryota; Metazoa; Chordata; Actinopteri; Labriformes; Labridae. Bases 177 to 1448 code for a protein of 423 amino acids. The transcript is spliced from 12 exons. The record is from RefSeq and is a predicted model, not a curated record. Gene Ontology annotation, biological process: fatty acid beta-oxidation; medium-chain fatty acid catabolic process. Gene Ontology annotation, molecular function: medium-chain fatty acyl-CoA dehydrogenase activity; flavin adenine dinucleotide binding. Gene Ontology annotation, cellular component: mitochondrion.